AGUACCAUGUUAGGCUGUUAGCUAGUAGUAACAAUCUAGCCAUGACGAAGCCAUUUUCUCCAUUUGUUCAAGCUCCGUUCCUCAGGGCCGCCAUUAUUGUCCUCGUCCCCUUCUUCCUCCUCGCGCUCAUCUACUUUGUUGUCUUCCCAAAUGACUACAGGCUUCAGGCUUGGCUCAACCCAUGCUCUGCACGCAACCACACGUCGGCCCAGCUGAUUGGCGCCGACGCCUACACGGCCGUCGUCGACUUCCGCGUGCUCCUCGGCGUGCUCACCCUGCCGUCCUCCUACGAGCGGCGCGCGCUCCUCCGCCUCGCCUACAAGCUCCAGCCGCCGCCGUCAGGCGCGGCCAUCGAUGUCCGCUUCGUCUUCUGCAACGUCACCAACGAGGAAGACGCCGUGCUGGUGGCAAUGGAGAUCAUCGUCUACGACGACAUCCUCGUGCUCAACUGCACGGAGAACAUGAACGACGGCAAGACCUACGACUUCUUCUCUGCCGUCCCUCGCCUCUUCGCCGAUCAAGUGCCGUCCUACGACUACGUGGGCAAGGUCGACGACGACAUCUACUACCGCGUGGGCCACCUCGCCGACACGCUGCGCGGCAAGCCGCGGCAGGACAUGUACCAUGGUUUCCUGUUGCCUUGCGACGUUGAGAGGAAGCCCGGGGAGGACGAGUUCAUGGCGGGGUGGGGGUACAUCGUGUCGUGGGACGUGGCGGUGUGGAUCUCGGAGACGGAGGAGCUGGGCGAUGAUGUCAAGGGGCCGGAGGACAUGACGUUCCGGCGGUGGCUCCGGCGGGGCGGCAAGGGGAAGAACUUGUACGGAGAGGACCCGGCACGGAUGUAUGACUACCUCGACUACCGGUGGCCCGAUGGGUUGAGCUGCUUCCGGCAUGCGCUGGUGCCGGACACCAUCGCCGUGCACUACCUCAAGAACCGGUUCAGGUGGGCGCGCACGCUCAAGUUCUUCAAUGUUACUAUGGGGCUUAAGCCUUCCAAGUUGUACCAUCUAGAUUUGUGAUUCAUCCAAAGUUUAUUAUGUGUUUGGUUGCUGGAUGGGUUGGAGCUUUUCAAAAAAAAAAUGUUUGGAUCGUGAGCGGGUCUGAACGGAACGGCUCAAUGGAUUGAUUUUCACCUCGAAAAUAUGAACCGUCUUGUUCUUCGAAA
Brachypodium distachyon (stiff brome) is the source of this 1165-nucleotide messenger RNA. RefSeq lists its product as uncharacterized. The transcript has a single exon. Bases 42 to 1019 code for a protein of 325 amino acids. Gene Ontology annotation, cellular component: Golgi membrane. Gene Ontology annotation, molecular function: hexosyltransferase activity. NCBI's taxonomy places the organism in Eukaryota, Viridiplantae, Streptophyta, Magnoliopsida, Poales, Poaceae. The record is from RefSeq and is a predicted model, not a curated record.